CGUUCCGUCCUAGAUGGAAACUGCCGAGUUCUAUUACGUUUAUUACUUAGCUCAAGAUUAUCUGCAGUAUGUGCUCCAGGAGUCACCUCUUGGACCAGCUCAAACCAGGGUUGCUCAUGUCUUGAGAAAUAUUGCAUCUUCACUGCAAGAUCAAACAGAGGAGGCUCUCAGACCAUUCUUGGACAGGAUUGAAAUUACCUCAGUUGAUGUUGCCAAGAAAAUAUUCAAUGGGGUCAUGAAAGAAAAAUUUGCUGAUGGAACUACUAACUGGGGUCGGAUUAUGACCAUAUUUACAUUUGGAGGUCUCCUCACUAAGAAGCUUCAAGAGCAUGGAGUGCAGCUCACUGGAGAGGAGAAGGAGCAGAUUUCUUAUUUCAUCACAGAGUACAUAAUGAACAACAAAGCAGAAUGGAUAGAUGCUAACGGUGGCUGGGAAAAUGGCUUCCUAACGAAGUUUGAAAGAAGAUCACUACUAUCUUUCUCCAAAAUUACAGACAUGUUCAUAGCUGUUUUCUCCCUGUUCAGAGAGUACUACUGAAAUGGAUCAGCCAGCCAUGUAUAGUCUAGAUAUUGCCAUAAGCUUCAUUGCUAAGCAAUAUCAAUAAGAAAACAAUUUUCUUCCAUAAUUUGUUUUUAAUUUAUUUGUAUUUAUUUUGACUAAAUGCAAUGUUUCACAUAAUUUCCUAAUUGCCAAACCUGAAGAUGAGAUCCCUCCAAAGGGGAACAGAUGUAGCAUCAUGCAGCAAUUCAAGUCACCCUUUCCAAGCAGGACUGCUUCAAGAGAAAAAUUCUUCUCCAUGUCCAGACAGCUCUUGGAAUCUCUGCUGCACCUCUGCAAAAAGACAUUGUGUUACUGAAAUACAAUCCAAUGGGUUAAGAAACAAGUUUUAAUGUCAUUUGUUUUGUAAAUGAAAUACUACUGUAAUGCAUUUUAUUGCAACUUUGUGUAAAAAAAGAGGGGUGGAGGGGUCUUUGAAGAAAAAGGAAAUGUAAAUCCCAGUGGAAAAGUGGGUACAAGCUACUGACACAGGCUAAGCAGUUUUUAUGGGAAGAACUGUUUGUGGGAGCUAGCAACUUUAAAAUGUCCACUCAGUUACAGUUAAUGCAAUGGUAUGUGUUUCUUUCUUGUGUAUUUUAAUUGCUCAGAGCUAC
This is a messenger RNA of Calypte anna (Anna's hummingbird), 1152 nucleotides long. RefSeq names its product BCL2 related protein A1 (gene BCL2A1). The record is from RefSeq and is a predicted model, not a curated record. The transcript has 2 exons. Gene Ontology annotation, biological process: negative regulation of apoptotic process; extrinsic apoptotic signaling pathway in absence of ligand; intrinsic apoptotic signaling pathway in response to DNA damage. Gene Ontology annotation, molecular function: channel activity; protein heterodimerization activity; protein homodimerization activity. Gene Ontology annotation, cellular component: mitochondrial outer membrane. NCBI's taxonomy places the organism in Eukaryota, Metazoa, Chordata, Aves, Apodiformes, Trochilidae. The coding region runs from base 14 to 538 and encodes 174 amino acids.